Messenger RNA from Oreochromis aureus, 4457 nucleotides. RefSeq names its product syntaxin 19 (gene stx19). The coding region runs from base 2725 to 3633 and encodes 302 amino acids. Gene Ontology annotation, molecular function: SNARE binding; SNAP receptor activity. Lineage: Eukaryota; Metazoa; Chordata; Actinopteri; Cichliformes; Cichlidae. The transcript is spliced from 5 exons. Gene Ontology annotation, biological process: synaptic vesicle fusion to presynaptic active zone membrane; exocytosis; intracellular protein transport. The record is from RefSeq and is a predicted model, not a curated record. Gene Ontology annotation, cellular component: plasma membrane; SNARE complex; presynaptic active zone membrane.
UUCCUGUGAAGGUUUGUGAGUGUAACUGUCUUGAUAAACAGCUAGUGGCAUAACUGUUGCAGUGUAGUUCUGAUGACCAUCCGGUAAAUGUAAGGAGAUCUAAAGGUGAUCUGAUAUCAUCAAAGACUGUGUUUGUCUUGGACUACAUUCCUGGUGUGAAUGGUAAUCCUACCAGGCAGCCUAUGAUGGAAAACUAACAACGUUAAGGUAAAAUACAUAUUUCAGAUCAAACGAUUGUUAUAGCCUCAGAACUUUAAUGUUUCUAGAAACAUACUAUGAUUUGUAUUUGAAGGGCAAGAAAACGAGACUAAGAGAAAAAGAAACUGAAUGUCUGUGUAUGUUCAGUGUUUUUAUUUAUUAAUAGCAAGCACAACUCCAGCUAAAGAAAGAGAAAAUGUUGGACCAACUACUUUAUCUGCUACAUUUUAAAUAAAUUCUUUCAAGACCAGCUUACAACAUACAAUUGUCUGACCCUGGAAAAAUAGGCUACAACAAUUGAGAACUCCUCCUUCUCUACCUGCAUUGAAACGGGAGAAUGUCAGCAGAAACACAGGAAAGGGAGGAGAUGGAUGGGUGGAAGGAAAAUAUUUGCUUCUUUCACAGACCAAAAAUGCUUUUACAGAGUGAGACUGGACUCCUUGAAUUAAGUUCUAUUCUGUUCCAGGUUUUUAGGCUAAACACAGGAGAAUGUGCUCUCAAAUCCUUUGAGCAAUUUUUUUAAUCGGCUCUUCCAUGCGGAGCAGGUAGGGAGAGCAAGAAAGAAAAAGAGAGAGGGAAAGAGUUCACCUCAAACUAUACUUGUACAUUCUUUGAACUCCUGUGAAGUUUGUAUAAGUUACAAUGCACACUCACACUCACACACACACACACACACACAUAGGAUCUUUCCUGUUUGAAAUAUAUCCAGAAGUGGGAUACUCUGUGAUUUGAAACGCUCCAUUUCCCCCCCACACAAUCAUGUGCUUGCAAAAGAUUAUUUUACUGCCUCUAAAACUCAAAUCCCUGCGUUGGCUAAAACAUUUUAAAAAUGUUGGUAUGACCAUUUUAAUGGACAGAAAUGUGCAGUUGAGUGCACUUCACUGGUCAAAAGCAUGUAGAAAAUCUAACUCCGUAUCUCAUGACUUCAAUCAAUAUGCAGGAAACCAAAAAACUUCAAAUUAAAUGCUUUCUUUAGCAAUGUUUCUUGAGAUAAUCGUUUUAAUAAACUUCCAACUAAAUAAUCUGUUUAUCCAAGUGAUGUUAUCAGUUCUCUGAAUUAUUUAGAAUGCGACAACCUGGUGACAACCUUCUCCGUCUUCUGUUUUUGUUGUGUGUAGAGUUAAACACAAACAAGUCAGUUCCCAUGGGAAAAUGAGCUCAAGUCUGUUUGACUGAUUCCACAGAUAAACUUUCUCCCUGUUUUUCUUUCUUGUUUUUUAUAUAUACAGUUAAAAAUGCUCUGUCCUAAGCAGAAUCCCAAUAUGACUCAUCAUUUAUGCUCAUCAGAACAAAUAAAGUUAUUACAUACAUACAGAGUCAACUGCAAGAUUACAAGCUUGACCUACAAGUAUUUUGUAAAUAAACUAAGGGAGGGAGCUAGGUGGUUAGUGACAGCCUUUGUAUUAAACCUUGAGAGGCUUUACAUAAUAUGUAGCUAUAUAUAUACAUAUAUAUAUAUAUAUAUAUAUAUAUAUGCUCUGUCAUAGGAAUCUAAGGGUAUCUUAGCUGUUCUUCCCUCUUCUGGACAGAGACCUGGACUCUUCUAGUGCCAGUCUUCCCGUUUUAGGGUUGCAGCUCCUAAUGCUCCUAUUACCAUUGCUCCAGUUGUUCCUCAAGUCCCUGGUACUUCUCUAUUUUCUUGUUCUUCGUCUUCCUUCUGAUGUUAUCCGCUGGGAUUGCUGCAUCGAUUAAACCACCACUACGUCUAGUUGGUUGGUCAGCAGCUGUUUGUCUGGAACUUCAAGUCCCAGAGGAUCUUAGCCCUGUUGUUCUCAACCACCUUUGGUGCUGUCUCCCAUUGGGAGUUGGGGACUUCUAGUCCAUAUGCUGCACAGAUGUUGCUAAACACUGUCUCAACCACUUGAUUGUCCUUCUCAGUGUACACUGUCCCAACUUGCGUCUUACAUCCUGCUACUAUGUGUUGGACAGUUGCAUAGUCUUCAACUCGGGUUCUGUCAGCUGUGGUAGACUCCUGCCUCUAUGGAUCUGGUGCUUAGGGCUUGUUCUUGUGCUGCCAUGAUUAGAGUGUCUUGGUUGUCCUUUAGGCUGGCCUUUUCUAGCCACUAGUAGGAUUUCUUGAUGUCAGCCACUUUCUCUGUUGAUAGCAUAUCCUAUGCAGGGCUUGGUUGUUCAUGAUAGUUCCUCCUCCUGUUCCUCGUUGCCGUAGCCAUCUUGGAGUAGCUCAUCUUGGGGACCAUCUACCUGAAUUAACUGUGGAUGCUUUGUGUUUCCUCUUGCAUUGUGGCUCUGAACCUCACUAAUUCUUGCCUUCUCUCUUCCCGUUGCACUUAGAGCUUCAGGCCAUUGGACAUUGGGUGUAGAAUUCCAUGCAUUUUGAGAAGCCUCACACUUUUCCAAUCUGAAUGACGCCCCAAUGCCCUUGCAGUACAUCCUGCAAGCUAAUCGGCUAGUUCACUCCUGGCAUACAGCUUGAUGUCAUCUUAUGGGAGGAUUUUCUCAUCAGGACUGGCUAAGAUCUUUACAUACUGUAAUAACUUUUAACUGUGAGAAGAGUGCUUUUUCAUAAUGAGAGACAGAUUGGUGGAGUUGCAGCAGAAGGCUCGAGAGUUAUCUGCAGUUGCAACUGAGAAUAUCAAUCCUUUCUCAGUGGAGAAUGAUGAUGAUGACUCUGUGGCACUCGGGGUCAUAAAGCCACAAGCUGUGGUGUUUGAGGAGGAGCCAGUCAUUCAGGACUUUCUGUCAGAGGUUGAGCAUAUACAAGAUGACAUUGCAGUGCUGGAAACUGAGGUCCUUAAGUUCACUCAACAGCAAAAGACCAUGGUGGCAACCAUGCGUCGUUUUAGUGUGAUGAAAAAAGAGAGCAGCAUAACACGAGACAUAAAGCUCAGGGCCGAAAGCCUUCACCGUCGUUUGGACAACCUUUCAAAACAGGUCCAAAAAACUCUGGAGCAGCAGGGACCUACUGCUGCUUUAACGAGAAUACAAAGCUCCCAACAUGCAGCACUACUCCGCCGAUUCCAGCAGGUAAUGCGAGAGUAUAAUGAAGGCCUGCUGACCAAGCAAGACCGCUGUAAGCAAUUCAUUAUCCGGCAGCUGGAGGUAUCAGAAAAACCUGUAACAGAGAAGGAGGUGGAUGAGAUGGUGGCCACUGGAAAUUGGGAGGUCUUCAAUGAGAACCUGCUGAAUGAUGUCAGAAUCACGCGGGCACAAUUAUCUGAGAUCGAACAGCGACACAAGGAGUUGAUGAGCCUGGAGAACAAUAUGAAGGAGCUUCGGGACCUCUUCAUGGACAUUUUUAUGCUGGUGGAGGAACAGGGGGUCUUUAUUGAACACAUCCAGACCAAUGUAGAGAUGACACAGGAUUAUGUGGUUGCAUCUAAUGAGAAGUUUAAGGCAGCUGCCAGGUAUAAGAAGAAGAACCCAAUUCGACAGCUUUGCUGUUGCUGCUGCCCUCCAUGGAGAUGCUGCUUGUAAUACAUAGAAUAAUUUGAAUCAUAGUUUAUUGGAAAACUGAUUUUACUUCAUUUUACCUGUUGGAAGUAAGUAACACUGGAUUUCAGUACCACUAAAGUGACGGGAAAGGUACUGAACUUUUGGCUGUUGAACAGAGCAACAGUGAAGACAGAUUCAACAGAGCAUAGAAACCAAUUAGGGGGAAUGGGCCAGAAUUGGUAUGGGAGGCACCUAUUUCAUUCAAGACGGUGUGAAGCGGCUGCUAUUAGAAGAGACAGUUCAGUGAGUGCUACUCACCAACACUGUUGCUUACUGGAGACCUUCACUGUCAUCUGACAGAGGUCACAAACAAGGGGAGGCCACUGACUUUGCUACAUCAGCAAGACUGAUAUCUCACCGCUUUUCUUUUUUUUUUCUUUUGUCCUGCUACACGAACUCUUGAUAAUGACUUGUGGCUUGUUUUUAAUACAUUAUCUGCACUUUAAAAUGUCUUUCCUUUUCUUUUGAGCACAAACUAAAAUUUACUUUAAGAGUGGUAUUGAGCCAUUAGAUAUUCAUUCCAGUCUUGGUCCACAUGCUGAUGGAAAAAAGAAGUUGUUUUACAAUUAGUCAUUAGUCUCAUUUGCAUUUCAAAGUAAGAUCAUUUUCAGUGAAAAAAAAGUAAUUAAUUUAUGCAGUUUCACAUAGACGUAUUCAAAUAAAACUUUGAAUAAUGAGGCUUGAUCAAAAUAUUUCUGUCAUAAUCGCAAAACUGCAGGAAAUCAUCGAAGCCAUUUGUGUAAAAAUAAGAGAGAAAAUUGCAUUUGAGGAAAUUCAUUAAAUUCUUUGUAUGUUUUGCAUUUUGA